GUGGCUGGGGCCGGAGGCUGCGUGGGUUUCGCCCUGGCCGGCUGUGCAUGCUGCGCAUCUUGCGGUGAGUGGAGAUGCCCAGCCGGGGGGCGCGCCAGGAGGACAGCACUGUGCUGGUCCCCUCCGACAACUCGACCCCAGACAAAGAGUCUCUUAGCAGCAAGAUUAAAGAACAAAAAAUUGUUGUGGAUGAACUUUCUAACCUGAAGAAGAAUAGGAAAGUAUAUAGGCAGCAACAGAACAGCAACAUAUUCUUUCUUGCAGACCGAACAGAAAUGCUUUCUGAAAGCAAAAAUAUAUUGGAUGAACUAAAAAAAGAAUAUCAAGAAAUAGAAAAUUCUGAGAAGACCAAAAUCAAGAAGUAGUCAACCUGAUUUCACA
Molecule: messenger RNA, 381 nt
Organism: Cynocephalus volans (Philippine flying lemur)
Lineage: Eukaryota; Metazoa; Chordata; Mammalia; Dermoptera; Cynocephalidae
Gene: ASDURF
Product: ASNSD1 upstream open reading frame
Exons: 4
Coding region: 75-365 (96 amino acids)
Source: RefSeq, a predicted model, not a curated record